Molecule: messenger RNA, 2485 nt
Organism: Saccostrea cuccullata (small rock oyster)
Lineage: Eukaryota; Metazoa; Mollusca; Bivalvia; Ostreida; Ostreidae
Product: RING finger and SPRY domain-containing protein 1-like
Exons: 15
Coding region: 231-2084 (617 amino acids)
Cellular component (GO): cytoplasm
Molecular function (GO): ubiquitin-protein transferase activity; protein binding
Source: RefSeq, a predicted model, not a curated record
CAUGACUCCUUGCGGUCAACAUAAUUUCCAAUAUGGAAGAUGAAAGUAAGAAGAGUCUUCCUGUUUCAGGGAUGAAGAGAAAAAUGCGUAAAAAUGGAACAUAAAUAUAUUUUUUAUCUUAAUUUCACAUCUGUUGGAAAUCAGGCAUUAUUCUAUGGAAAAAUUUGAGAGCAAAAGAAAGCAAUGGAUAUGUUUGAAAGGACAGUACAUGAACCUAAGUCUUGAGUGAUAUGAUAGUUACAACAUGGAUCCUGUAUAUACAUAGGAAUAUUUUAUCUCAAGUUUUACAGACAGUUUAUUGUUACAUAACUUACAAGAUGGGUUCUUGUGUGUGUAAAGAAAAACAUGUGAACCAAGGGGCUAUACGACAGACGGAGAGUAGUAAUUCAAGUCAUAGAUCACAAAGGGGAGGAGCUACAUCAGGGAGACGUAAUGUCUCACAUUCCAAUUCCAGAAGUUCUUCCAGAAGAUGUGCAAAUGUGGAUUCCUUAGUUCUAGAAACUUUAUCACUCAUUAGGACGCUGGUAGACAAUGACCAGGGACCGCCCCAGGCCAUGCUGCUGCUGCAUCGUGUGGCGGAGGCUGAGGAUGGGUGGCUAGAUGUGGUCAAGUCUUUAGUGGUGUCCAUUCCUCUAGAAGAUCCCCUGGGGCCAGCGGUGGUCACUCUACUGCUAGAUGAGUGUCCCCUACCCACAAAGGAUGCUAUUUUACUCCUAUACAAAAAUUUGAAGUUGAUGCCUAAUAGUUCAGUUAAAGAAUACAGUUCUGUCAGCUGUCAAAGAAAUAUUGGUGUUGUGUUGGGAUGUCUAGCAGAAAAAUUAGCAGGUCCAAAUGCAAUUGAUAUUCUGACAGAUGAUGUCCUUAAGUACCUCUUAUCAAACCUUAAUGACAAACUUGAGCCAGCUGUGAUUCUUCAUGCCUUAGUGGCUCUAGAAAAAUUUGCCCAAACUAGUGAAAAUAAAGCAACUAUAAAUAAGAGUUUACGAGAAUGUGACCCUAAUCCCUUAGAAAUCCUAGAAAAAUGGUGGCGCCAUGAAAAAUACAGCCUGCGGGAGGUGGGAUUCUGUGCCCAGUGGUGUCUUGAUAACUUAUUUGUGACUGAGAAUCGUGAAUUUUCCUAUACAAAAGAAGAUUUAAAGAAUAUUAAUGUAAUGUUAAAUAGUAAAGAUGUUAGUGAAUACCUGAAAAUUUCUUCUGAUGGCUUAGAGGCCAGAUGUGAUGCUUCUUCCUUUGAAAGUGUUCGAUGCACAUUCCAGGUGAAUUCUGGGAUAUGGUAUUAUGAGGUCACCCUUUUAACAGACGGGGUGAUGCAGAUUGGAUGGGCAACUAAAUCUAGCAGUUUUCUAAACCAUGAAGGUUAUGGUAUUGGGGAUGAUGAGUAUUCCAUUUCAUAUGACGGGUGUCGGCAGCUGAUAUGGUUCAAGUCUGAGAGUCGACCAAUAACACUGCCUUGCUGGAAAGCUGGUGAUACUCUUGGAUUACUGCUCAAUGUAGAGAAGCAAGAGCUGGUGUUCUAUCUGAAUGGGGAGGGACUGCCCCCCAACAAUGAACUGUUCCAGCAUGCAAGAGAGGGCUUCUUUGCUGCUGCCAGCUUUAUGUCUUACCAACAGUGCUAUUUUAAUUUUGGGGCCAAACCUUACAGAUACCCCCCGAAGGACAUUGCAUUUAAAAGCUUUAAUGACUAUGGGCAUUUGUCUGAGGAGGAAAAAGUCAUACUGCCAAGACAUAUGAAAUUAGAACUGCUGAAGAAUUUAAAUGUCAAGGAAGGAGCCUGUACUCUUUGUUUUGAUGAGCUGGCAAAUUACUAUCUGUCUCCGUGUAAUCACAGGGGCUUCUGCUAUCAGUGUACCCUCCAAAUUGAACUGUGUCCUAUAUGCCGAACAAAAAUUGAUGAGCGAAUCCAGGAAAAAAUCACGGAAGAAAACAGUAAAUCCACACAGACGUCUACCACGACUCACGAAACGGAAGUGUCGGUGAAUAGUGACCUGACUGAAAAAACUAAACUGGCCAUCAAUGGUCAGACUGGGGGACAAACAGGGGGGGACACCAGGGAUAGUAAAGAAGGAUCUGAUCAUAUCUCAUAGCCAAGGCUUACCCCGGGGGCCCGAACCAGUAUUGGACAAUUUUAUCACCUCAAACUUUUAAAGAGAAUCAAAGUUCUUUUAUUUUAUGAAUAAAUACACCAAGUAGAAAUCAUUUUUAAGUACUAGUAAAUAAAAACUUUUGUUUUUUUGGUUUGAUUUUUAUCUUAUGAUAUGAGCCUAUUUUUGGUUGUUGUUGGUGUGUGUGUGGUAUGGGUAUGAGGAGGGGGCUUUGGUCAUAUCUGUCCUCGAAUUUCCAGGAUUUUGCUGUCAAGUUUCUCAGUCAUGUGUUAUUUUUAUUAUCAUCUGAAAUGAAUUUAUUGAAUGCAUUAAAUAAUUUGUUUUAUUUUUUGCUUCAACUAUUUCCUAAAAGUUCUGAUACAAGUAUUUAUAUUAAAUAUGUU